Messenger RNA from Metschnikowia bicuspidata var. bicuspidata NRRL YB-4993, 515 nucleotides. RefSeq lists its product as uncharacterized. Lineage: Eukaryota; Fungi; Ascomycota; Pichiomycetes; Serinales; Metschnikowiaceae. The coding region runs from base 128 to 412 and encodes 94 amino acids. The transcript has a single exon. The record is from RefSeq and is a predicted model, not a curated record.
ACAUGGGCGGAGAAUACGACGAUUUUGGCGACGACGACUUUAUGUAGCGCGGCCGGGCCUGGGCAGGUGUCACUGAGCCCGGGGCCAGGCGGGCUGCACGCCACCCCAAUCUAAUAUAGCAGGAGAAAUGUCAUGUAGGCUUGCGGGCAUGGCGGCGUCGGUGCUUCUGUGGGCUGGCCGAGCUGUAGUUGGAAGCUGGCGCGUUGGACUGGCUGUGGUUGACAUUGGAGAUAUCGGUGGGAAGGGCUUAUUGGGGACAUUGGUGAGAAUGGCCCAUAGCCCGCCUUGGGUUGUUGGCUGGUCUGCUGGAUAUCUACAUACGGCCGGUUUCAAUCAAUCGAGGUUGAUCUUGGCCGUUCAUCCUCGGUCUGCCCAUUCCACUCAGUAUGCAAUAGCCAUUACCGCCCCGUGAUCUGCUCGGGUUUCUUCGGUAGCGCUCAUGGCUAUGGUCAUUUUCAGGCACCCCGACCCGUGUUCAUCUGGUUUGGAUCCAUUGAGCUCCGGAAUUUGUCCCA